Messenger RNA from Baudoinia panamericana UAMH 10762, 1008 nucleotides. RefSeq lists its product as uncharacterized. Gene Ontology annotation, molecular function: S-adenosylmethionine-dependent methyltransferase activity; tRNA methyltransferase activity. Gene Ontology annotation, cellular component: cytoplasm. NCBI's taxonomy places the organism in Eukaryota, Fungi, Ascomycota, Dothideomycetes, Mycosphaerellales, Teratosphaeriaceae. The transcript has a single exon. The annotation marks the transcript as partial. Gene Ontology annotation, biological process: tRNA methylation; wybutosine biosynthetic process. The record is from RefSeq and is a predicted model, not a curated record.
UAUGUGGUCUACGGUGACAUGAUCUUACUCCCUCCAAACGCAUUCGAUGGACCCCUCGGUACGACUCCCUUGCUGCAGGCCGACGUGGAUCCUAUGUACAAGCUGAUCUCCCGCCAUCUUAAGGUCACUCACAUCGCUACUACCAAGCCCAUACCGCUCCUCAACAGCGAUGAUGCCGGGGAGGAGAACGUGUUGCGCUCGCCAAAGGACUUCACAACACUUUACGGCGACUUCGGCCCAGCAACAGCAAGCGAUCCGCCAACCCAGGAAGACUUCGACAAUGCCUACUGGGUCACGGCGAAACAGAACGGCAUCUACCAAACGUGGGCGCCUCGCUGGACCAUGUUCUCACGUGGCAACAUCAGUGAAAAAGCUCGACUGUUAACCUUACCUUCUCUUCUGUCCGCAAUCGAGGACGGAGAGGCAGGAACCGGUUGCACAGCAGUCGAUCUUUAUGCCGGCGUUGGCUACUUCGCGUUCAGCUACUUGAAGGCUGGUUUUGAUAAAGUGGUGUGCUGGGAUCUGUCUUCAUGGAGUGUGGAGGGUUUGAUGAGAGGUGCGAGAGCUAACAACUGGAAAGCGUUGCGCGUUGCGAGCGAGGCGGAGAUGGAUGAAGCUUGCCAGAACAAGGAGGUGAGGCUACUCGCCUUCUCCGAAGGGAACGAGAGAGCAAGCGAGAGGAUAGCGAAUAUGCGGCGUGAGCUACCACCCGUCAGGCAUGUAAACUGCGGACUAUUACCCAGUUCGAAAGGAAGCUGGCAAACCGCUGUCGAAGUACUUGACUGCGAGCAUACUGGCUGGUUGCAUGUUCAUGAAAACUUCGCCGUGGGCGAGAUCGAACAGAAGGCGGAGGACGUCCGGCAACGGAUUGAGGAACUCGUCAACGAACGUAGGUGCGGAAACAUCACCGACAUGGCCCGGGUGACACUUCUGCACGUCAAUCGCCUUAAGAGCUAUGCUCCCGGCGUAACCCACUGUGUGAUAGAUAUACAGGUUGCGCCAUUGCAG